Magnolia sinica is the source of this 2572-nucleotide messenger RNA. Its product is annotated as xanthotoxin 5-hydroxylase CYP82C4-like. NCBI's taxonomy places the organism in Eukaryota, Viridiplantae, Streptophyta, Magnoliopsida, Magnoliales, Magnoliaceae. The transcript is spliced from 2 exons. Gene Ontology annotation, biological process: defense response to other organism. The record is from RefSeq and is a predicted model, not a curated record. Gene Ontology annotation, molecular function: iron ion binding; monooxygenase activity; heme binding. Bases 62 to 1567 code for a protein of 501 amino acids.
GCUUUUUCAAUUCCAAGCAAUUAUUGGGCUCUUUGCCUCACUUCUUCUCUACAAGCUAUGGAUGGUUAGGGCCACUAGUAAGAAGGCUAAGAGCAAGCAGGCACCAGAGCCAGCAGGUGCAUGGCCGGUAAUCGGUCACCUUCACAUGCUCGGCGGGAAACAGCCGAUCAUGCGAAAGCUCGGAGCCAUGGCUGAUAAGUAUGGUCCGGCCUUCACACUCUGGAUCGGUGCACACCGUACACUUGUCAUUAGUGGACCUGAUCUCGUAAAGGAAUGCUUCACCACCAAAGACAAGAUCCUCGCUACCCGUCCAACUAGCGCAGCCGCUAAGUACUUGGGCUACGACUAUGCUGGAUUCGGUCUUUCACCUUACGGACCCUACUGGCGCGAGAUUCGCAAGAUUGUCACACUGGAGCUCCUCUCCAACCGUCGGAUCGAUAUGCUCAAGAAAAUCUGGGUUGUUGAGAUCGACAGAUGCAUUAAAGAGCUGCAUGGACAGUGGGAGAAGAACCAUAUGAAUCCAAUAAAGGUUGAGAUGAAGGAAUGGUUCGGAGAUCUGACAUUAAAUGUGGUUGGAAUGAUGGUUGCCAGGAAGCGGUACUUUGGGACUGCAGCAUGUUUGACGGAUGUAGAAGCGGCGAGGAGGUUUCAGAAGACAAUGAGCGAAUUGGUUUAUCUUGUGGGGGUGUUUGUUGUGUCGGAUGUGGUUCCUUUCUUAAAGGGGAUUGAUAUCUUAGGGCAGGAGAGGGCCAUGAAGAGGAUAGGGCAGGAAAUGGACUCUAUCUUGUCAAGCUGGCUAGAGGAGCAUCGCCAAAGAAGACGAUCUGGUCCUACAGAGGGUGAGCAUGACUUCAUGGAUGUGAUGAUAUCGUGCAUGGAUGAUGCCCAGCUCUCUAGCUGCUAUGACCCAGAUACCAUCAUCAAGGCAACUUGCGAGACACUUAUCAUAGCCGGCUCAGACACUACAUCAAUUUCACUGACAUGGGCCCUCAGUUUACUGUUGAACAAUCGGCGCGUGCUAAAGAAGGCCCAAGAUGAGCUGGACAACCACGUUGGCAUGGACAGAGAUGUAGAUGAGUGUGACCUCAACAAUCUAGUAUACCUCCAAGCCGUAGUGAAGGAAUCCCUACGCUUGUACUCUCCAGCCCCACUCUCAGUUCCACACGAAGCUAUGGAGGAUUGUCAAAUAGGCAACUUUCAUGUACCAGCUGGCACGCGCUUAUUGGUAAACCUAUGGAAGCUACAUCGAGACCCAAACGUGUGGUCCAAUCCCUCUGAGUUUCAGCCAGAGAGAUUUAUUGGUGGCCAUGCAAACGUAGAUAUUAAGAGCCAAAAUCUCGAAUACAUACCUUUUGGUGCAGGGAGGAGAAUGUGCCCGGGGUACUCUUUGGCACUUAAAAUCAUGCACUUGACACUUGCUCGACUGCUUCAUGAGUUCGACCUGACAACCCCAAAUGAUGCUCCCGUCGAUAUGACCGAGGAGUUAAGCCUAACCCUCCCAAAAGCAACCCAACUGGAAGUCCUCUUCACUCCGCGCCGUUCUUCUAAGUCUUCUACAUAUAAAUGAUCUGGUGGUCCGGCUGCAGCACCAUGCGUUUACAUUGCUUCACCUUUUUUCACUUCCUCCAAACGGUCCAAAAUGUGAGUGUCAUCGUUAAUAUCACCUAGUGAUAAAAUAAAGUGGACACGGUCAUCAUGUGGGCCAAACAUGUACAUCGGAUCAAAUAUUUGGCAUUCUGUUAAUUUACCAAUUGGGAUCCACGUGAUGAUUGGAUCAUCCACUUUUCAUGUCCAAAGGCUGGGAUGCCUGUGACAAGUUGGUGAAAAAUGAAAGGUGCAGUAAGGUAAAUUGAUGGUAAAGAGCAGUACCUAAUCAUUUCUCUAUAAUCGCAUAUCUAUAAGUGUCUCUCCUUGAGGCUUGUUUGGAUUUCAAAAUGCAUCAGCCUUGUAAUGUAAAAGUGUCAUCAUUUUUAUUCUACAAUGUUUGUUUAAAAACGCAACUUAGUGUGUUUUUCAAUAGUCAAAUACAAAUGUAAUGGAAGCUUGCCAAUGGAAUUUGUAAUCACUACAAUUGAAUGUUGUAUUGCUGUGAAAAUCUUCUAUCUAAAUACGCACAUUAGUGUAUUUUUCCUAUUGAUUUGACAUUUUAGUAAUGUAAAAGCAUCAUCAUUACAUUUUUACCAUGCAGAAUUGUUGAUUAAAUUGCCUGUUUUCUAGUAAAUAGAUGUUGUAAUUUAUAAACAUUGCACUUUUUUAAGGCAAGAAAGGAAAACCCACUUAUCACCAACCAGGGGAAAAAGUCUAAAAAUAUAAAGCAAGAGGAGAAAAAACCUCAAAGAAAAAAGAAGGAAAACAUGCCUACACCUAAGCCAAGGGAGAACACCCACAACCCAAAUUAAAAAAAGUCCAUAGCCUGAGCCAAAGACAAAACCGUCCACACCCUGGGCUAGGAAAAAAACCUAUGAAGAAAUAGGACCAUCAACUAAUUAAAGGAAAAAAAUUGCGCAUCAGGCACACUAAAGGAUAUAUGCUAAAGUUAGCCGAUAACAUUCCCGGACGAAGAGGCAAACAA